AUGGUUCUUACAUUCGGCAUCAUCGGCACCAACUGGAUCACCGAGUCCUUCAUCCAAUGCGCUCAAGCAACAAACCAAUGGAAGCUGGCCGCUGUUUACUCUCGCUCUGAAGACUCCGCUCGCACCUUCGCCGACAAGUUCGACGUCAAGACCCUUUACACAUCUAUCGACUCUCUUGUUCAAGACUCGAACCUCGACGCCGUCUACAUUGCCUCGCCCAACUCUCUCCACUACUCGCAAGCAAAGACGGUCCUCCAAGCAAAGAAGCAUGUCAUCCUCGAGAAGCCCGCCACCUCGACUCUCGCCGAACUCGAGCAUCUGUUCAAGAUCGCAAAGGAAAACAAUGUCUUCCUGAUUGAAGCCUACCGCCAUAUUCAAGAAGUCAACUACAAGCUCCUCCGCCGCGUCUUGUUCGACGACAAGAAGUUGGGCACUAUCUUCGGUGCCAGUCUCAACUUCUCCAUGUACAGCUCGCGCUACAACAAUGUCCUCGCUGGCGAGACCCCCAACAUCUUCAGUCUCGAAAUGUCCGGUGGCUCCCUGGUAGACAUGGGAGUAUACCCCGUCACCUUCGCCCUUGCCCUGUUCGGCAAACCCAAGUCGCAGACAUACGCUCCCUUCAUCUGCCACACUGGAGCUGAUGCCGGUGGCUUCAUCGUCCUCCAAUACGAGAAGUUCGGUGUUCAGAUUCAGCAAUCAAAGUGCUUCACAUCCUUCGCUCCUACCGAAAUCUACGGCGAGAACGGUACCAUCAGCCUCAACUCCGUCACCGACAUUGCGAGCGUAAAGCUCUGGGACCGCAAGACCAAGCAGACCGAGGAGUUGGCAGAGAAGAAGGUUGAUCUGAACUUGCAGGAAGAGGCUGAGGAGUUUGCCCGCAUCAUCAACAACAAGGACGCCGAUGCUGCUGCUAAGCUCGAGCAAUUGAGUUACGAUAUUGUGUCCGUCACCUCUGACCUGAGAAGGCAGAAUGGAAUUUUGUAUCCUGCCGACAAGCAAUAG
Molecule: messenger RNA, 1002 nt
Organism: Aureobasidium namibiae CBS 147.97
Lineage: Eukaryota; Fungi; Ascomycota; Dothideomycetes; Dothideales; Saccotheciaceae
Product: NAD(P)-binding protein
Exons: 1
Coding region: 1-1002 (333 amino acids)
Molecular function (GO): nucleotide binding
Source: RefSeq, a predicted model, not a curated record